CUCUUUGACACCACCAAACGUUCGCUGAACGUUCUGACAAGUCGUGACGACUGACGACUUAGUCGUCUUACAGUAUUAUUAAUUUACCUGUUGGACAAGGAGAGCGUUUCAUCAUCCAAUAUUUGGGGACAGAUUUUUCUGACUUACUUAUUUGUUAUUCAACACCUUGUAAAUAAGAGGACGACAUUUAUCUGGCAGCUCUCGUCUCGUUUUUGGUUUGGACUCCAAACUUUGGAGUGGACCAGUGGACCUACAUAUCAAGAAGAAGACUCUUAAUUCAAGCAAGAGGUCGGCGGCAAAGAUUUGGAAUUUGCAAAUAAUCGAAAUAAGGCGACGGAAUGGCAUCUGUCCAGGUCGCUGAGAGAACAUCAGCUUCAUCGAUGCCCGAGACUGACGAACCACCUCCAUCGCGGUCUUCGUGGGGUGGAUGGGGCACUGCAGCCCCCACAGCCCCCGUCCUGGCUCUGAGCGACAUUAUGAGCGAGCAGUUGGCUAGCUCCCUCCAGUCCCAGGAGGAGGAACGGUUCGUGGCCGGCUUGCUGGAUUCACCAUCAGCAGACGUAGAAGAAGGAGACUACAGUUUUGAUGGUAAGGAGGAAGGAGUUGGACGCUCCAUCUUCGCCACUUCAAAGGAGGACACCAGCUCUGAUUUUAUGAUCGCACAAAUGCUCCAAAUCCAGUUUAGUCGGGAGCAUGAUGACGACUUGAAGCGUGUGGAGCAGAAAUAUAAUGGAACAUCGAAGGUGUCUGUCUCUCUCAAUAAAUAUCUCAUGUCGCCUCCUGGUGUUGACUCGGACGAGGACGAGGAAGACUUGCCUCCACCAAAGUCUUGGGACAGUUUUGAAGCUCAUGAAAAGGCUUUUCCGCAAAUGCCUCGAUGUGGGUACGUCAAGGUAAACAAUGAGUUGGUGACGAAGCAUGAUGUCACAAUGAAUGGUCGGCGGAAUGCAUGCAGGGUCAUGGAGUCAAUGCCUCCUCAUAUUCACACUGGCGAUGCGGGAAGUUUUGAUAUGCAACUCUCCAAUAAAGUUUUCAACAAAUUGCGAGCCUAUUCGAAAGCAGAGGAAAAUCGUCGAAGUCGUCACCAUGAUAAAAAGGAAAAGUCGACGUCGGACCUCGCGAUUGAUACCAAAACCCGCCUCUUGUUGUACAAGUUAAUCAAUGCCACCAUUUUGGAGAAUGUGUGCGGUAUAAUUUCAACGGGAAAGGAAGCCGUGGUUUUAUUCGCAUCAGGUGGGAGUGGCGAAGAGGUCUCUCAGUUGGGCAGGGAUGGAGAAGCUACUACCAAAAUGGAAAUCCCUACAGAAUGUGCCGUGAAGGUGUUUAAAACGUCACUAAAUGAGUUCAAAACUCGAGACAAAUACAUUCGGGACGACUAUCGGUUUAAGGAUCGUUUCUCAAAACAGAAUCCAAGGAAAGUGAUUCACCUUUGGGCGGAAAAAGAAAUGCACAAUCUAGUCCGAAUUUCGAAAGCUGGCAUCCCCUGUCCUGCCGUAGUGGUCCUCAAGAAGCAUAUCUUGGUCCUCUCCUUCAUUGGCAGUGAUAGCAAGCCUGCUCCCAAGCUCAAAGAUGUAAAGUUCCCAAUCGGAGGUGACGAGGAUGACCUGCUACUCUCCGCCUAUAACCAAACAGUGGACAUGAUGAUACGACUGUACAAACAGUGCAACCUUGUUCAUGCCGACUUGUCAGAGUACAAUAUACUCUGGCAUGAAAACAAGUGCUAUGUUAUUGACGUGAGCCAAUCGGUCGAACCAAGCCAUCCAAAUGCACUCGAAUUCCUUUACCGCGACUGCUUUAACAUCGCAAACUUUUUCACCAAAAGGGGGAUCAAAAAUUGUCACACCCCAGAAUCCCUAUUCCGACAAGUGUGCGAUCUCACUUUGGACGCUGGAGGUGGUGGGGCUGAGAUAAUUAAUCAGAUUCAGGACUACGAAAAGAAUUUGGAACUUCUCACAUUUGCCCAACCGGAGAAACCGUUUGCGUUUGACUACUGCUGGGAACAAUCUACUAAAUCAUCCCCUCCUUCGAAACAAUCUGACCAAUUACUGCAUUAACAAACAUUCAACAACAAAGCCUAAAUGAUAUUGGUAAUUGUUUUGCGUUGAGGAGUGGCCUGUUCUUAUAGUGACUUUCCUUCAAUUUUAUACAUACAUGUGCAGUAUGUUAUAUACAUGGUGCUGGAAUGACUAACUACAUAAUUGACGACCAACAAAUACUAAUGUAUGUAUCGUGCUAUUUACUUGAAUAAACAAGUGAAAAAUCAAA
This is a messenger RNA of Folsomia candida, 2265 nucleotides long. Its product is annotated as serine/threonine-protein kinase RIO3. The coding region runs from base 339 to 2054 and encodes 571 amino acids. The transcript has 9 exons. Gene Ontology annotation, cellular component: cytosol; preribosome, small subunit precursor. Lineage: Eukaryota; Metazoa; Arthropoda; Collembola; Entomobryomorpha; Isotomidae. Gene Ontology annotation, biological process: protein phosphorylation; maturation of SSU-rRNA. Gene Ontology annotation, molecular function: protein serine/threonine kinase activity; ATP binding. The record is from RefSeq and is a predicted model, not a curated record.